Molecule: messenger RNA, 2234 nt
Organism: Malania oleifera
Lineage: Eukaryota; Viridiplantae; Streptophyta; Magnoliopsida; Santalales; Ximeniaceae
Product: MOB kinase activator-like 1A
Exons: 6
Coding region: 147-842 (231 amino acids)
Biological process (GO): signal transduction; positive regulation of protein phosphorylation
Cellular component (GO): nucleus; cytoplasm
Molecular function (GO): protein kinase activator activity
Source: RefSeq, a predicted model, not a curated record
GUACAGUAAUCAAAAGGUUCUAAACAGUACGUGGAAAUAGCCCUCCCUCCCGAAAAGCGAAAAGAAAAGCAGCAAGAAAGCGCUCUCUCGCUCUCUCGACCGUACCUGCGUGAUUCAGGCGCCUCUCUCGCUCUCGCUCGCCCGCCAUGAGUCUCUUCGGUCUGGGCAGGAACCAAAGGACAUUUCGCCCAAAAAAGAGUGCACCUUCUGGGAGUAAGGGGGCUCAGCUAAGAAAACACAUUGAUGCUACACUGGGCAGUGGAAAUCUGAGGGAAGCAGUCAGACUCCCCCCUGGAGAGGAUGCAAAUGAGUGGCUUGCUGUUAACACUGUGGAUUUCUUCAACCAGGUGAAUCUGCUAUAUGGUACCCUCACAGAGUUCUGUACACCUGAAAAUUGUCCUACAAUGACUGCAGGCCCCAAGUAUGAGUAUAGAUGGGCAGAUGGUGUGCAAAUUAAGAAACCUAUUGAAGUUUCUGCUCCAAAAUAUGUUGAAUACUUGAUGGAUUGGAUUGAAUCUCAGCUUGACAAUGAAUCUAUAUUUCCUCAAAGGCUUGGUGCACCAUUUCCUCCUAACUUCAAGGAAGUUGUAAAGACAAUAUUUAAACGUCUGUUCCGUGUAUAUGCCCACAUAUAUCACUCUCACUUCCAGAAGAUUGUGAGUCUUAAGGAGGAGGCCCAUCUAAACACUUGCUUCAAACAUUUCAUUCUAUUUACCUGUGUAAGUCACUUUGGAAACUUACGCUUUCCUUUGCCCUCUGGCUUACUUAGAGUUCCUCUCAUUUAUUUUCAAUUCAAAGAUCCUCUCUUUCUCUUGAGUUCCUUGCAAAAGUUUGAUUAUUAGCAAGCAUUUAGUAAAAAGGUACAAUUUAGCAUUUGCUAACUGUUAAGGAUUACCAAAUGCAAAUUGCUAAAAUACUAAUGGCAACCCCCAAAAGCUUUUCAGACCACUAGACUAAACACCGUGGCAUUUUGAUAGCAGACAUCUUUUGUUGAAUAUUUUGAUAGCGCACAUCUUUUGUUGAAUUUUCUAAACCUUCAAAAUAAUCCUUUGCCAUGUCAUCCAGAUUUUCUGCUUCCCCUUUUGAAAGCUUUUCAUCAACUUUAAAAUUUUUCAGGAUCUAUUUGUUUUUUUAUGUUUUUUGUUUUUGACUCCUAUUUUUGUCAGUGUCAGGUUGAUUCUUCGAACAUUUUUACAAAGGGUGUAUAAAUUAUGAUAAUCGUGCCUUCAAAUUUUUAAUUGUAUUUGGAUUUUGUACAUUUUCUUUCAUUGAUAUUCUUUUUUGAGGGGGCCUACUAGGCGUUUGAACUCCCCUAUACAAACUACAUCUAGGUGGUUCUACAGCAAAUAAAUCAAUCUAAUUUGUUGCUAAUUUGGGUUGUCUAUUUAAGGUGAAAAAAAGAUGAAAAUAGGGUUAGACGUCAAUAUAUGUUAGUGGUCCAUCAGUAGUCUACCAAAAAUUCUUUGGGUGUACCUGUUACACUGAUGUGUAUACGUGGCCGCCAGCCUGCUACUUAUCCACCAUCACAUAUGAGUUUCUUGCUGUCUACCUUGUAAUUUUUGUAUAGCUUUGUGAGAAGAAGGAAUUGAGUUAAAGUUGAUUGUCAAGGUACAGGAUUUCAUCCCCAAACACGGUGCUGCAGAAAUAGCACCAGCCCUUCCUCAUUUGAAAAAUGUGACUUUUUAUUUCAUCUUGCGAUUCUUUCAUUUAGGGUUUUGGUACAUUUACUGGGAAGCAAGACAGAUUCUAUCUACUGGGUGGAAUUUUUCAUGCACAUAACAAUGCGCUUGGACAAUAGUUAGGAUAUUCCAUCUUCAUUUGAUGAAAGAAAUUUGAGAUUCGGCAGGUUAUUUUAGGUUGGUACUCCACUUUGGUGUAGGAAUUUGUGCUGAUUGACAAAAAGGAGUUGGCGCCGCUUCAAGAGCUUAUCGACUCCAUCAUUGCCCCUUACUGAAGUGCUUCUGCAUAAUCCAAGGAAAGUUCGUGUCUGGAAGCAUAGAGAGAUAAACUUGAAUACUGCAUUUUAGCGUUGAUUGAACGGUUUCUCCUGUAAUGCUUGAUAUGAUUAAUAUUGUUCAUGUGCUUUUAGUUUUGAUUUUCUCAACAUAAUCCCCCUUGUGUAGCCAGCAAAUCGGCCUAAGUAGAUGUUUCCCAAAAUGGUACGGAAGUGUAAAUUAUAUAUGUGAUGCUUGGCCAAACAGAUGAAAAAAAAAAAUCUCUGAUUUAGAUUUGAA